AUGAAGACUGGUGUAACAUGUUCUGUUAUUUGGUUAUUUACUCUGAUUUGCUAUACAGAGGCAUCAUCAUUCCGUUGUGACUACAAGUACAGCAGUAAAGCCAAGGGUUGGUUCAAACAUUUCGUGGUGCCAGCUACUUGGGCUGACGCACGACUAUGCUGCACAUUGGAAGGUGCAAUCCUGGCUUCUCCACUUAACGCAGAUAUCGAAGCUGAGAUAAAGCACAUCAUACAAAACUUUUUUACUGCGAAAUCAGAAAUCUUUACAGGACUUCAUGCGACUUCGUCACACGGCGACUUCUAUACUAUUGACGGCGUGCCUCUUAGUGCAAUUUCAUUAGCUUGGGCAAAAAAUGAGCCAAAUAAUGCUAAGAAUAAUGAACAUUGUAUCACGUUUGACGGGAAUGGCAAAGCGGCUGACAGAUCCUGUCAUGAGACUCGACCUUACAUCUGCUUCCGUUCAGGCGAUCUUAAGACUGAGGCCAAUGAAUGUGGAACUAUAGAUCCUGACUACCACUUGGAUGCAAGAACAGGCUCCUGCUAUAAGUUCCACACAGUGCCUCGCACGUUCGGUCGUGCGCACUUCGCGUGUUCUGCUGAAGGUGGUCACCUUGCCAUAAUCAACAGUGAUGUCGAAGCUACAGUACUGAAGGAACUCUACGCAAAAUAUCCAAAUGAAACGAUGAUAGGCACUUUCGGGAAAGACGCUGCCUUCAUUGGUUUUGCUGCCUGGGAUGAACAUGGUCAGUGGACGACCAUUCACGGUAAAACGCUAGACGAGGCAGGGUACAGCAAAUUCUCUCCUGGAGAACCAAAGCAUUCGGCAAAUGAAGAAUUCUGUGGUUCCAUGUAUCGGUCCGGCUUGCUCAACGACCUUUGGUGUAGUAAGCCUGCACCAUUUAUCUGUGAAAAACAACCAAAUUAUCACCCUGUUUGUCGUGUAACAUAAAUAG
Spodoptera littoralis (African cotton leafworm) is the source of this 952-nucleotide messenger RNA. NCBI's taxonomy places the organism in Eukaryota, Metazoa, Arthropoda, Insecta, Lepidoptera, Noctuidae. The record is from the annotation of a GenBank genome assembly.